GUGGGGGGGGGCAGGGGCAGGGGCGGGCGCGGGAGCAGCCCCGGGCCGGAGAGAGCCCGGACCAGGCCAUCUCCAACCAUGUCCGACGAGGCGUCGGCCACCAUUUCGUACGAGAAGUUUCUAACCCCCGAGGAACCCUUUCCGCUUCUGGGACCCCCUCGCGGGGUGGGUACCUGUCCGAGCGAGGAGCCGGGCUGUCUGGACAUCAGCGACUUUGGCUGCCAGCUGUCCUCUUGCCAUCGCACGGACCCGCUCCACCGCUUCCACACCAACAGGUGGAACUUAACUUCUUGCGGAACAAGUGUUGCCAGCUCAGAGUGCAGUGAGGAGCUGUUUUCAUCAGUUUCUGUUGGAGAUCAAGAUGAUUGCUAUUCCCUGUUAGAUGAUCAAGACUUUACUUCUUUUGAUUUAUUCCCUGAAGGGAGUGUCUGCAGUGAUGUCUCUUCUUCUAUUAGCACAUACUGGGAUUGGUCAGAUAGCGAGUUUGAAUGGCAGUUACCAGGCAGUGACAUUGCCAGUGGGAGUGAUGUGCUUUCUGAUGUCAUACCUAGUAUUCCAAGUUCACCUUGCCUGCUAACUAAAAAGAAAAACAAACACCAGAAUUUAGAUGAACUUCCUUGGAGUGCAAUGACAAAUGAUGAGCAGGUAGAAUAUAUUGAGUAUCUGAGUCGUAAAGUCAGUACUGAGAUGGGUCUUCGGGAGCAACUUGAUAUUAUUAAAAUAAUUGAUCCUUCUGCUCAAAUCUCUCCUACAGACAGUGAGUUUAUUAUUGAACUUAACUGUCUCACAGAUGAAAAACUGAAGCAGGUCAGAAACUAUAUCAAGGAGCAUAGCCCUCGCCAACGGCCUGCAAGAGAGGCCUGGAAGAGAAGCAACUUUAGUUGUGCAAGCACCAGUGGAGUGAGUGGCGCCAGCGCCAGUGCCAGCAGCAGCAGUGCCAGCAUGGUCAGUUCUGCAAGCAGCAGUGGGUCCAGUGUUGGAAACUCUGCUUCAAACUCCAGUGCCAACAUGAGCCGAGCACACAGUGACAGCAACUUGUCUGCAAGUGCGGCAGAGCGGAUUCGGGAUUCAAAAAAGCGAUCCAAGCAGCGUAAGUUACAACAGAAGGCCUUCCGCAAGAGGCAGCUGAAAGAGCAGAGGCAGGCUCGGAAGGAGAGGCUCAGUGGGCUCUUCCUCAAUGAAGAAGUGCUGUCCCUGAAAGUGACUGAGGAAGACCAUGAAGCAGAUGUAGAUGUUUUGAUGUAAUAAGGGUGAAUUUUUCAGCGUUCUUUAAACACUAAUGUAUUCUCUCCUUAUUUGUUUACAUGCAUCUUGACCAAACUUUUGGUUAGGGCUGUGCUGAUACAUAAUUAAUAAUUUAGGCCAGUGGUUCUCUGCAGGUGGUCCCCAGAUGAGCAGCUUCAGCAUCACCUGAGAACUUGUUAAAAAUGUAUACUAUUAGCCCCAACCCAGAGUAGUGAAUCAGAAAUCCUAGCAGAAGGGCCCAACAUUGUGUUUUAACAAGCACCAGGUUAUUUUGCUAUACAGUCUAGUUUUAAGAACCACUGAUUAAGUAAAUGUAUUGGCUAUUUAAACUUUAUAGAGUUAUUAAGUGGGCUUUUUUCAAAGACUAGUACUUUUACAGUUUAAAAGAUUUCAAGGUACUGCUGACAAGUAGUUAUGUCAGUACACAUACACGUGUAGAGGUCAUAGUUAAAUUUCCUUCUUUAUGUUAAAAUUUCUUGAUUUACUUUUUCUAAAUUCUCAAUUCCUAAUGAAAAUCUUACUUUAACGCUGUGGGAGUGGGGUGUGGGUUCCUGUUUACAAUAGUGCCUUCGUUAGAUUUAGUUGUCAGUUUUCAUUCAUUAUUAACUAAAAGGUUAUGAAAAUGGGCCCUAAUAUCUUUGCUUACAUCUUUUUGUUUUUCACUUUACGUAAAUUCGGAAUCUCUUCUGUAAGUGAUAACUACUGAGGAAAUAAUGUUACUAGUAACUGAAUUUUAGACUUGAUGCUAUGGUGAUUAAUACUCAAAUAGAGAAAGCAAUUAAGCAAAAUGACCAAUUCUGCUUUUCUACUGCUUUCUGAAAUUCUAGGCUGUGAAACUGUCUCAGAAGCAGAAACUAUCUCAAGUUCUUUUGAUAUGUCAUUUUACUUCCAGCACAGCUCUAAUUUUUAAAUAUUGAUGUAAUAGCUUCUGGCAUGUGAACAGGCUAAUCUUCAAAAUUAAAGAAAACUUACAGUUCUAAGCUUUUUUAUAAAUCUCAGUAAAUAGAGCAGUGAGAUAUAGAAAAAGAACUUAACUUAUUGGCUAUUAAUAGAACUAUAAUUUUAAAUGUGAAAUCAUGGAGUUCCUUUAAAUGUUUUCAUGGAGAAUUUGUUGUGAACAUUAGAAGUAGUGUGAUUCCUUCUAACACACAUCUUUAAACAGUCACAUGGGUUAAAGAUGGGAACUGAUACUACUGACAAUCAAGCUGUUUUCUGACUGAUAAUUUUUAUUGUGUAGUUUUUGGGAGGUUAUCAAUUCUGUAGGAGGAGUUGUUUUUUUAAUCUUUAGGGUCAGAGGUUGUUAGGAUUUCUACUUCUUUUUUUACUUUUGAUAUCAAUUCAUUAAGAAUAAUGACUUAUUAAUUAUCAGUUGAUAAAAAGGCUUACACUUUUCUUGUAAUGAUAGGUUUUGAAAAUUUGAUUUCAUUUUGGUUCCUUGAAGGUUAAAGAAUUGAAACCAAGGAUAAAAAUUGACAUAUUGAAGCUUUGCUGAUACCUGUGGUAUGGUUGUAACAUUUUGAAGACUACUGAAUUCAUACUUAAAAAUUUUACUAAAAUAAAAGUAUGUAUGUGUUACCAGUUGGAGUGGUCCUUCUGAAUUUCCUCUUACCCCCUCUUUGGUGCUCCUAAGCAGCGUAGAGGGCCCAAAGAGACAUUGGGGGUAUACCCCAGAAUACUCUGAGGAAGGUGGGAAGGGUCAGCCUCACUGUGUUUUCCCUUCCAAGUACAGGAAGAGUAAAUGGAGAGAGGAGCAAAAACAGCUGGAUUUUUUGUCUGCUCAUAGCACAAGCAAAAUUCCUGAUCAUCUGUUCUUUUUACUUAUACUUCUAGGGAAAUAGGCCACUUUUGGAGACCAUAGAAUAGCAUUUAUCAGUUAAGUACUUGGAGACAAUUUACUUAACCAUGACCAGUAAAACAAAAUCCUAAUCAGGGUCACGAUGUAAUAAGACCAGUUCCUCUACUCUCCCAAUAAUCACAUAGUCUUAUUACCUUAAAUUUAAUUUAAGUCACUAUUAGAUAGGUUUCGUGCCACAAAGCCAAUUUAAAAAGUUUAUAAAGGUUUGAGUGUUUAUAGUAAAGUGGGCCAUGGUAUCUUGUGUAAGCUUUGUCUUUGUGUGCUAUAAAUUAGAGAUUGCCUAUAAAGUUGGCUUAGAAGAGAUAGAAAAUACUUCCUCCGAUUAAAAGAAAAAAUUAAAACAACUUGGGUUUGCUUGUGAUUGAAGAGGGGGAUUACAAAGUCUUUCCCUACCGCCCGAGCCAAAAAAACGCAGCAAAAAAAGAAAGUUCUCUUGUCUUUCCUAAUGUGCUGUACUUUUUCCUGUUAAUUCCUCAUGUAGAUAAAUCAAUUUUGAAUUAUUUCUUUUCUUAGAAUAAGUAACGGUUUAUUGAAUCUGGUUAUAUCUCUGAGUUCAAUUUAGAACAUCCAACUCAAUAUAUAUUUUUUUAUUUUGGUAUCAUCAAUGUACAAUUACAUGAGCAAUGUUAUGGUUACUCACGUCCCCACCACAUACCCCAUUACAGUCACUGUCCAUCAGCGUAGUAAGAUGCUAUAGAUCACUACCUGUCUUCUCUGUGUUGUACUGCCUUCCCCGUGCCCCCACCCCUACAUUAUGUGUGCUAAUCGUAAUGCCCCUUUUUCCCCCUUAUCCCUCCCUUCCCACCCAUCCUCCCCAGUCCCUUUCCCUUUGGUAACUGUUAGUCCAUUCUUGGGUUCUGUGAGUCUGCUGCUGUUUUGUUCCUUCAAUUUUUUCUUUGUUCUUAUACCCCACAGAUGAGUGGAAUCAUUUGGUACUUGUCUUUCUCUGCCUGGCUUAUUUCAUUGAACAUAAUACUCUCUAGCUCCAUCCAUGUUGUUGCAAAUGGUAGGAUUUGUUUUCUUAUGGCUGAAUAAUAUUCCAUUGUGUAUAUGUACCACCUCUUCUUUAUCCAUUCAUCUACUGAUGGACACUUAGGUUCCUUCCAUUUCUUGACUAUUGGAAAUAGUGCUGUGAGAAACAUGGGGGUGCAUCUGUCUUUUUCAAACUGGGCUGCUGCACUCUUAGGGUAAAUUCCUAGGAGUGGAAUUCCUGGGUCAAAUGGUAUUUCUAUUUUGAGUUUUUUGAGGAACCUCCAUACUGCUUUCCACAAUGGUUGAACUAAUUUACAUUCCCACCAGCAGUAUAGGAGGGUUCCCCUUUUUCCACAUCCUGGCCAACAUUUGUCAUUUGUCUUUUGGAUGUUGGCCAUCCUAACAGGUGUGAGGUGAUACCUCAUUGUGGUUUAAAUUUGCAUUUCUCUGAUGAUUAGCAAUGUGGAGCAUCUUUUCAUGUGCCUGUUGGCCAUCUGAAUUUCUUCUUUGGAGAAGUGUCUGUUCAGAUCCUCUGACCAUUUUAUAAUUGGAUUAUUUGCUUUUUGUUUGUUGAGGUGCGUGAACUCUUUAUAUAUUUUGGAUGUCAACCCUUUAUUGGAUAUGUCAUUUAUUAAUAUAUUCUCCCAUACUGUAGGAUAUCUUUUUGUUCUGUUGAUGGUGUCCUUGGCUGUACAGAAGCUUUUUAGCUUGAUAUAGUCCCACUUGUUCAUUUUUGCUUUUGUUUCCCUUGCCCAGGGAGAUAUGUUCAUGAACAAGUUGCUCAUGUUUAUAUUCAAGAGAGUUUUGCCUAUGUUUUCUUCUAAGAGUUUUAUGGUUUCAUGACUUACAUUCAAGUCUUUGAUCCAUUUCGAGUUUACUUUUGUGUAUGGAGUUAGACAGUAAUCCAGUUUCAUUCUCUUACAUGUAGCUGUCCAGUUUUGCCAACACCAGCUGUUGAAGAGGCUGUCAUUUCCCCAUUGUAUAUCCAUGGCUCCUUUAUCAUAUAUUAAUUGACCAUAUAUGCUUGGAUUAAUAUCUGGACUCUCUAUUCUGUUCCACUGGUCUAUGAGUCUGUUCUUGUGCCAGUACCAACCUGUCUUGAUUACUGUGGCUUUGUAGUAAGCUUGAUGUUGGGAAGCGAGAUCCCCUCUGCUUUAUUCUUCCUUCUCAGGAUUGCUUUGGCUAUUUGGGGACUUUUGUGGUUCCAUAUGAAUUUUUGAACUAUUUGUUCCAGUUCCUUGAAGAAUGCUGUUGGUAUUUUGAUAGGGAUUGCAUUGCAUCUGUGGAUUGCUUUAGACUCAAUAUUUUUAAAAAUAAACCCUAAUUAAUGAACUUACGAGACUUGUUUGCUCCUGUGUCAGUUCUCAUCUGUAGAACAUUGACACUGGAGCAAAUUAGUUCUCUGCCUUUAAAGAUAAGUCUUUUUAACUGAGGGCAUGAUAAAGUUCCCUCAGAUUUAUCCAGAAACAUUAUCUUAGAGAUUAUCUUAUAUGAAUGUCAAUUACAUUACAAUCAAACUAAAAAAAGAGAUCUUGUAGUAGUCUGUCAGUUCCCACCAUAGCUUUUUUUAAAGUAUGAACCUUGAGUUAAACAAAGCGGUAUGACUUUUUCUACAGUUUUGCAACUGUAUGAAAGGGAGGCAAUGUACUAUAAUGUGUAGUGCAGUACAAAAGGCUAGUUCAUUCCGUCCCGACAAGAACUUGGAGUAAAAUAACAGUUUUUUUUCAAGACCGGUCUCAUUUUUUGGUUAGGCUGUGACAGUUUUGUCCAUUUCCUCAGACCUUGGGGUUAACUAGAUAUUGCUAAAUUAAUCCCAGAAACUGACUUGUGAUUUAAUGCCUCUAUGGAUUGGGUGGACAUCUCAUUUUAUUUAGUUCUUGAAAGUGCUAAAUCCUUUCAUAAAGGAAGAAUUCUAAGGAAUCUGUUUAAAGUUAACCAGAUUCUAAUAAGCUUUAAAAAUUGUGAAAUUUAUCAUCAGAUUUCUUCAUAUUUAAGCCAAAAAUGUUAGUAUGUGACAAAUACCGAAGUCUUGUUUCCAGAUUCUCUAGCAGAGAUUUUUGUUCAUGGCUUACUCUGUAUGGCAUCCUGUGCUUUAAAGGGUAAACUCUAUACCUUUUGUUAAUAUUGGGCUUUUCCAAACUCAGAAAUAAUCUAAAUGCUGUAAUUCGUUUUAUAAAAUGCCCAUGUUUUUGGAUAUCAGUAAGCAAAGCCUUUAAAUUGAACCAAUCAGUGUGUAAUAGCCUGUACAGCAAAGCAAAAACCUUCAGACUUUAAAUUUCAUAAAUAACUUUAUUUUUGGCUCAGCUACGUCAUUGAAGAACACUGAAAGUAAUCUAAAGUAUAGCUUAAUGUAGUCUCUUAUUUUCCACCCCUGGAAAGGUCAUAAGCUAAAAUACCUUUUAAAUCAGCUAACUGAGUAUCCAGAAAGAUAAUUUUCAAGGCAAAAGUACCUCAAGAACAGAGAUUAGAUAACAAAUUGAUUUUCUUGUUUGUUAAAUUUAGGGAUUCUUUGUAUUCAUUUGUGUAGUAGCUGGAACACUCUGCUCCCCUUCAAUAGAUUACCUUUUAGCAUUUCUAUCUUUAAGAAAAAUGUUUGCUUGGAAUUGAGAGGGGGUUACUUGAAGUCAGUUUAUAGUUUGAGACAGUUGAUAGGAAAAUACCCAGUUGCAUUCAAAUAGUAGUAGUGAUGUUGAGCACACUGACAUUCAACAUGUCUAAAUGUAGUGGUAAAUUUAAUCCUUAGAAGGACUACUAGUUAGAAAAUAAGUAUUUGUAUACAGAUGUACUGUGCUAACUUUGGAUUCAUUUUAAGUCUGACAAAGUAAGAUAAAUUUUAUCUUUACAAUGAAAUUAUGCUAAGUGCAUAUGAGAAGCAUCUGAGAUAUUUAGACCCAGGCAUUUCAGCAUAGUAUGUGAAACAUAGCUCCUUAGAGUGCUUAAUUCUUACUUCUUUGGAAAAUAAUUUACUUAUUCCAAAAGGCUUAGAAGGAACUCUGAAAAUUACUCUAAUUAACUGGCUAGUAAGAGUAAGGAAGUUGCAUGAUAUAGCUGAAGAUCUGAGUUAACUCACUAAAAUUUUAUUUUCGUAUUUUUUCUAAUAUUAAGAUUAUUUGUUUUCAGCCUCCUUCAUAGUUAUGUUUCAAAUUAAGGUUAUUAAUGUUUUAACCUAGAUCACAUGAUGAUAAAUUAAUUUUUAAUUUGGCAUUCAUACCAAACUCAUAAAAACUGGUUUGGUCCUCUUUGAUUUCAAUAUAGAGUACUUUUUCUUUAUUGUUAGUUUGUUACUUCUUUGUGGUCGAUGGAACCUGUAGCAAUCUGGGUUUUUUUUUAUGGUGAAAUAUGAGGUUCAUAGAAAAGAGAAUUGUUCUAAUUAUAUAUAUAUGAAUUUUGACUAUAUUAAUGUAGUUGUAGAACUAACAUGUAUAAAUGACAAGUUAAUACUUACUAUUCUGAAUUGUUCUAAGGAACAGUGGCCUGAAGUCAUGGCUUAUUUUGUGAGCUGCUUGCUCUUUAAUAGUAGCUGAACAAUUGGAUUUAAGUUCAAACUUUGGGGUUAGGUUAUCCAGCUGAGGGUUUUAAGAAUGGAGCAAACCAUGUCUGUUCCUUUAGUGAAUCAAUUUAAUUUUCUCUUUGAAUACUCUAAUUUAGAUAAUAGGUUUUAUCAAUUCUAAAUAUUUGUGUUGGGAGUUUAAUAGGACUGGUGUCAACAAGCUAUUAAAGGUAAACAAGUAUAUGUAAAACAUUUCACAGAUGGUUAAACAUUUCAGGGGUUUUAUGUUUUAGUUUCAAAAGUUAGUUAUGUAGCAUCAAUACUAUAAACCAAAGCAAGUAGGAAAUUGACUGAUUUGGAGAAUCUUCAAGUAGUCUUAAAUACUGUAAUGUACCAGAUUGUUAACCAGGAAUUUUUUCCUGUAUCUGCUAAAUGUAUUACUAUAUUAAUGCACUUUUGUAUAUAUAACUGUCUUCUGUACAUUCUGUACUUACUACAAUGUAUAUUAAAAGCUGUUUUUCCUGAAGCUGUGAGAGAAAAACAAUAGCUGUAACACAGGUCAUUUCUAUUUUGAGUUCCUUCUUGUACUUGAAAGUAAUAAUUCAGUAGUUAAAUCUAAAUAUGUACGUAUUGUUGCAAUUAAAGCUGGCAGUGUGGCAGAGCUGUCUUUUGAAACUGAUAGCAGAAUGAAAAGUGUUAUUUUGGUUAUUAAGGUCUCUUGUAAUAUUUUAUUUCUUUUGAUGUACCAUGAAUUUUUACAAACCCCACUGCUGUUCACUACUUUAUACUUCUGAAUCCACUUCUUUUCAUGUUCCAUCCCAUAACAUUUAACAACAGAGAAGAAUUAGCUCUUUUCUUUUGCUCAGAGUUUGGUUAAGAUUCCAUAAACUUCUGUUUUGUGAAAGCUCCAAUUUCCCAGAUGUCAUUGGCAAAUGAUUUUUUCCUGUAGAGAUCAGAUUUCUAGAGAAAUGAGCAUUCAUACUGGAAAUUGGGCCUAACUUUUAUUUACAAAAAAAUCAGAUUUAUUUUCCACAUAUAUUGAUCCAGAGUCUUUUUAAAGUUAUAAUUACAUGAAAGAAGUGUGUGUGAGCAGUUUUAUGUAUAGAUACAGAAGCAAUUAAGGUUUUCAGUAGCAGCUUUAUCACUUGCCACUAGAGGGAUGUCAGUGGUUGCUCUCUCCUUUGAAAAAUGUCUUAGCUGCUUUCCUAUUUUUAAUUUCAGAGGUGGGAAUUGACCUCAUUCUCAAAAUUCCUUUUGUGAUAUUAAAUACUUUGAUUUAUUAGUCAAAGGUAAGUUAAUUGAGCUUCUUUAAUAAAGCAAGUCUUAUUCAUGCUUUUCUGUAAUCUUCAAUUUUUAAUAAAUGUGAGUUAGAUAUUCAGUCAAA
Manis pentadactyla (Chinese pangolin) is the source of this 8946-nucleotide messenger RNA. RefSeq names its product family with sequence similarity 199, X-linked (gene FAM199X). The coding region runs from base 79 to 1245 and encodes 388 amino acids. The transcript is spliced from 6 exons. The record is from RefSeq and is a predicted model, not a curated record. Lineage: Eukaryota; Metazoa; Chordata; Mammalia; Pholidota; Manidae.